AACCUCUCUUUCUCUUUCUCUUAUUCUUUUCAAACAAGAACGUACCUCUUUAAAUACAAAACAAAAAUGGUUAACCAGGAUAUCACCAUCACCAGCUAUGAAGUUCGCGACAUUCGCUUCCCUACCUCCAAGCACCUCGAUGGUUCUGAUGCUAUGAACAAGGACCCUGACUACUCUGCCGCUUAUGUCAUCUUCUACACUGAUUCCGAUAUCGAAGGCCAUGGCAUGACCUUCACCUGUGGCCGUGGAACUGAAGUCUGCUGCAGUGCUAUUGAAGCCUUGUCUGUCAAGUUUGUCAACAAGAAGUUGAGUGAGCUCACUGUCGACAUGCGCGCCACUCACCAGAUCUGCACUGGCGACUCCCAGCUGCGUUGGAUCGGUCCUGAAAAGGGUGCUAUUCACUUGGCCACUGGCGCUGUUAUCAACGCCAUCUGGGACUUGUGGGCCAAGGCCGAGAAGAAGCCUGUCUGGAAACUCGUUGCCGACAUGACUCCUGAGCAGUUUGUCCAGUCCAUCGAUUUCCGUUACAUCACUGAUGCCAUCACUCCCGAGGAAGCAUUGGAGAUCUUGCGUGAGAACGCACCCACAAAGGCUAUCCGUGAAGCGGAGAUGCGUGCCAAGGGUUACCCCGCUUACACAACCUCUGCUGGUUGGCUCGGUUACAGUGAUGACAAGGUUCGCAGACUCUGUCGUGAGGCUAAGGAGCAGGGCUUCACUCACUUUAAGCAGAAGGUCGGAAGUGAUAAGGCCAGCGAUAUCAGACGUGCUGCCUUGAUCCGUUCCGAGAUUGGAUACGACAGUGUCUUGAUGAUGGAUGCUAACCAGGUCUGGGAUGUCAAGGAGGCCAUUGACUGGAUGGAGGAUCUCCUUCCUUACAAGCCUCUCUUUAUCGAGGAGCCCACUUCUCCCGAUGAUGUUUUGGGUCACGCUACCAUUCGCAAGGCUCUCUACCCUCGCACUCGUGUUGCCACUGGUGAGCACAUCCAGAACCGCGUCAUCUUCAAGCAGCUCUUCCAGGCCAACGCCAUUGAUUUCUGCCAGAUUGACUCGUGCCGCGUUGGUGGUGUAAAUGAGAUUUUGGCUAUCUUGCUCAUGGCCAAGAAGUUCAACAUCCCUGUCUGCCCCCAUGCUGGUGGCGUUGGUCUCUGCGAGUAUGUCCAGCAUUUGUCUUUGAUCGAUUACAUCUGUGUGUCUGCCUCUACCGAGGGUCGUGUUCUUGAAUAUGUUGAUCACUUGCAUGAACAUUUCUUGGAGCCUGUUGUGAUGAACAACGGUCGCUAUGUAGCUCCGCUGGCGAGUGGCUACAGCAUCCAAAUGAAGCGUGAAUCCAUCGAGGACUACACAUUCCCUACUGGAAAGGUCCACCGUGACGCAUAAAGAGGAUAGCUUAUACUAUACUAUAUACUAUGUUUCUUUCUUUUAUGUUUUGAGCUAUUACUACUGUAUGAACAAGCCUUUUGUUUUUGUUUUUCUUCUUUAUUUUCUGUUUCUUUUUUGUUACAAAAUAUACUUCCCUUAUUUACCAUAUUCCC
This is a messenger RNA of Phycomyces blakesleeanus NRRL 1555(-), 1532 nucleotides long. RefSeq lists its product as hypothetical. Bases 67 to 1377 code for a protein of 436 amino acids. The record is from RefSeq and is a predicted model, not a curated record. NCBI's taxonomy places the organism in Eukaryota, Fungi, Mucoromycota, Mucoromycetes, Mucorales, Phycomycetaceae. The transcript has 3 exons. Gene Ontology annotation, biological process: amino acid catabolic process; carbohydrate catabolic process. Gene Ontology annotation, molecular function: L-fuconate dehydratase activity; magnesium ion binding.